Molecule: messenger RNA, 597 nt
Organism: Colletotrichum chrysophilum
Lineage: Eukaryota; Fungi; Ascomycota; Sordariomycetes; Glomerellales; Glomerellaceae
Exons: 2
Coding region: 1-597 (198 amino acids)
Molecular function (GO): alpha-L-arabinofuranosidase activity
Source: RefSeq, a predicted model, not a curated record
AUGGACAUGAACGGCAAGGACAUCAACUACUCCGGCGACGGCGGUAUUCAUGGCCAGCUUAUCCGCAAUAACGGCUUCCAAGGCGACAAUCCUGGAUCAGCAGCUUAUUCGGCAAUCUCGGGAACCACACUGGAAGUCGAUUCUUCAAUUCCCCUCUCUGACGCUCUUCCCAACACACUCAAAGUCAGUAUCGAAGCUGGCGCCACAGGGCAGGUUGGGUUCGCCAAUGAGGGUUACUGGGGCAUUCCGGUUGAUGGCAGCCCUCACUCGCACAACAUCUUCAUUCGUGGCAACUAUCAAGGCCAGAUGAACUGGAUUUUGCAGAGUGUUUCCACCAAGGAGGUUUUCGCGAACGUUACUUUCUACGUCGACUCCACCACCGACAAGUUCACCGAGUUUCACCAACGUGAGCCGACUACUUUCUCGUCGUUGACGGACAUAGAGUACAGGAUGACCUUUGAUGCGGGCCUUGUCGCCGGCUCUUCACUCUGGUUUGCGCUUCCGCAGCUCUAUCCUACCACCUUCCACAAUCGAACUGCGGCUAAGGUCAAUGAUCUAGCUACAACGGACUCAAACCAUCACUGGCCGAAGCGGUGA